Molecule: messenger RNA, 387 nt
Organism: Mizuhopecten yessoensis (Yesso scallop)
Lineage: Eukaryota; Metazoa; Mollusca; Bivalvia; Pectinida; Pectinidae
Product: discoidin-2-like
Exons: 3
Coding region: 1-387 (128 amino acids)
Source: RefSeq, a predicted model, not a curated record
AUGGAGGCCGUGCUGCAGAUUUUUGUUCUUCUUUCCAUGGCGACUUUGUCCUUUGCAGGAUGUGGUCCUUGUGAAUACGACCUGGUGACCGGACCCUACGGUGUGUCCGACGAGGCAAUCACAGCGUCAUCUACCCACAGUCACUGCUCUUUAGUAAAAGCCAGAUUCAGCAGUUCCAACAGCUGGUGUCCCCUUCAUACUGGAGUUGGACAUUAUUUACAGGUGGAGUUUCGAUCCGUCUCAUUGCUGAAGGCAAUACAGACUAAGGGACGGGGAGACACUAGUCAGUGGGUGACGUUGUACAAUGUCAAUAUCAGUAUGGACGGACUCACCUGGACGUCCUUAUCGAACUCUUCAGGCGACGUAAAGGUAACAAUGUUCUUUUGA